AUGGGGCACCCCAUUCCGUCGAAAGAAGAGAAGGCACACCGAACACCCCAUGCAAAUAGAGGACACCGGGUACAAAAUGGUACACGAGCACGACUUCCGGGCUGGUUUGCGGCAAGUCGAGUCAAAUUGAUCAAUCCGCCUCCCUACUCACCGGAUAUCAAUGUUAUCGAGCAUCUCUGGUCACUUGUGAAGUCACGACUCAAGGGAAAGAAAUUCGAUUCGAAAGCUGCCUUAUGGGUUCACAUUCAACGUCUCUGGGCCACCAUUCCCCAAAGUCUUUUGAAGAAUCUCGUGGAUUCCAUGCCGAAUCGACUCAAUGAAGUGAUAAAAGCAAAAGGAGGACCAACCAAGUAU
Mesorhabditis belari is the source of this 354-nucleotide messenger RNA. The record is from the annotation of a GenBank genome assembly. Lineage: Eukaryota; Metazoa; Nematoda; Chromadorea; Rhabditida; Rhabditidae.